Molecule: messenger RNA, 543 nt
Organism: Didymella exigua CBS 183.55
Lineage: Eukaryota; Fungi; Ascomycota; Dothideomycetes; Pleosporales; Didymellaceae
Product: NuA4-domain-containing protein
Exons: 3
Coding region: 1-543 (180 amino acids)
Cellular component (GO): NuA4 histone acetyltransferase complex
Source: RefSeq, a predicted model, not a curated record
AUGACCGAGAACGCGCCGCCGGGAAGCGCCAACGCCGCCUCAGAUGCUGCCUCGCGCGGUAUGCCAUACUACGAGCGACUACGACGAGACCUGCGCGAAUCGCUAAAGAGGAAGCACGUCCUCGACCAGAACCUGCAAGCGCUCGAAGACAACAUCCUGCGAACCGAGACACAAUACCUGGAGGAGACGACGGCUGGAAACAUCAUAAAAGGCUUUGACAAUUACAUCAAGGGCGCGGCGACUACCACGACGACGAGUGGAGCGGGCACGGCGACACGGCGCAAAGCCCAAGUCAGCGACGUGGACCGGAUCUUCAGUCGAAGCUCGUCCAGCUUCCUGAGGGAGGCGUCCACACCAGCUUCUGCAGGAACAACCCCUUCUCACGCAGCCACGCCAGUCUCAUCGUUUCCCACCCGCGAAUCCAGUCAGCCCACGAUGAAUGGCGCGAGGGGAGGAAGCAGCAAGAAGAAGAAGGCGGGAGACGACGAUGACGCCGACGGGCCGUCCGUGAAGAGGAACAAAAUCUCGUACGGAAGAGAGUGA